AUGGCUGGGAAAAAGGAGACGGCUCCUUCGAAGAAAUCUGAAAAUAAGGUCAAGGCCAAAAUCAUUGAAGACAAGACAUUUGGUCUGAAAAACAAAAACAAGUCUUCAAAGGUUGGAAAGUAUGUUGCCCAAGUGGAGGCGCAGGUCAUGUCUGCGGGCUCGCGAAAGGCCCAAAAAGAAGAGGAAGCCCGUCAACUUGCCAGGAAACUCAAGAAGGAAGAAGAUGAAAAGAUCAAAAUGGAAGCAUCUUUACUGGCAAAACCAAUUAUUGUCCAGCCAAAAGUUCCAUUUGGCGUUGAUCCGAAAAGUGUUCUAUGUGCCUUCUUCAAGGCCGGCCAAUGUACCAAGGGAGACAAAUGCAAAUAUUCGCACGAUCUCAAUGUCGAUAGGAAGUCUGCGAAAAUUGAUUUGUUUUCAGACAUGAGGGACGAAUCUGCGCCCUCUUCUACCAUGGAAGAUUGGGACCAAAAGCAGCUUGAAAAUGUGGUUCACAACCGCCAUGGCCCCGGCAUAAAGACAACAACAGAGAUCGUUUGCAAAUAUUUCAUGGAUGCAAUUGAGCAAAGAAAGUAUGGGUGGUUUUGGCAGUGUCCAAAUGGAGGCGAUUCUUGCAAAUAUCGCCACGCACUUCCUCCUGGGUUCGUCCUGUCCUCGAAAGUAUCACACUCCACUGAUGAUAUCCCUGAAGAAGACAAAAUUUCGCUAGAGGAAUUUUUGGAUCAAGAGAGAUACAAACUUGGGGACAACAUAACCCCAAUUACAGACGAGUCAUUCAAACGAUGGAAGGCGGAACGCAAGGCGAGGCAGCAGGUGGAAGAAAGCGAACGUGCCAAAAAGAAGGAAGCUGAAAUUAAAGCUGGCAGGGUUACGGCGUCUGGAAGGGACAUCUUUACAGCAAAUCCAGAACUCUUCCAAGUGGCUGAUGAAGAGGAUGCCCUUGACGAUGACAUCCUCAAAGAGCGUGCACAUCAGACCGAAGAUGAUCUCAAUUACUGCGACUCGGCGCCUGUUGAUUCGAAUCUCUUCUGCGCCGAAAAUUCGCUUGAUGAUAUUGAUCCAGAGCUGAGCGAGGAUAUGGAGCACCUUGGACUUCAAUAG
This is a messenger RNA of Mitosporidium daphniae, 1098 nucleotides long. RefSeq lists its product as uncharacterized. The record is from RefSeq and is a predicted model, not a curated record. Bases 1 to 1098 code for a protein of 365 amino acids. The transcript has 3 exons. Lineage: Eukaryota; Fungi; Microsporidia. Gene Ontology annotation, cellular component: cytosol. Gene Ontology annotation, biological process: cytoplasmic translation. Gene Ontology annotation, molecular function: metal ion binding; mRNA binding.